Papaver somniferum (opium poppy) is the source of this 1935-nucleotide messenger RNA. RefSeq lists its product as uncharacterized. The record is from RefSeq and is a predicted model, not a curated record. The transcript is spliced from 3 exons. The coding region runs from base 1 to 1935 and encodes 644 amino acids. Lineage: Eukaryota; Viridiplantae; Streptophyta; Magnoliopsida; Ranunculales; Papaveraceae. Gene Ontology annotation, molecular function: RNA-DNA hybrid ribonuclease activity; nucleic acid binding.
AUGGAUAUUUCAAAAGCCUUUGACAGGCUAGAAUGGGUGUUUCUUAUUGAAGUUCUCAAGAAAUUUGGGUUUUGUGAAAAGUUCUGCCAACUGAUAUCUGAAUGUAUCUCUACAACUCAAAUAGAGAUAGUGAUAAAUGGUUCUCCAUCAACUUCUUUCAAACCAACAAGCGGCAUUAGACAAGGAGAUCCUCUCUCCCCCGAUCUUUUCUUCUUAGCAGUGAAAGCUUUUUCAAGAAAUCUCUAUUACUGUGAAGUCACUAAGAAAUUAACUGGAAUGAAAAUCUCAAGGUCUGCACCUAAAAUUAGUCACCAUUUAUUUGUAGAUGACUGCUUAUUAUUCUGCAAGGCCAAUCUAGAUCAAACAAGGAAAUUGCUUCAACUGAUUGAGGAAUUCAGUUUAUGUUCAGGACGACUGAUCAACUUCAGCAAAUCUGCUGUAUAUUUAAGCAAAAACAUGAUCCCUUCUUAUUGUCAAAUAAUUAGUGGUACUCUUCAGGUCAGGCAACUAAAUCUCAAUGAUGAAAAGUACUUGGGUCUGCCUUUCUUCAUUGGAAGGAACAAGAAAAUCCCCUUUUCAAUUCUUGUUGACAAGAUGGAUAACAGGUUAUCAAAAUGGAGAUGUAUAAACAUGUCAGAAGCUUCCAGAUCAGUUACGGUGAGAAAUGUUACUAAUGUCAUUCAUGCGCAUCACAUGACAAGCUUCAAGCUUCUAGAAACAACAAUAAAUAAGAAGAACUCUACACAACAAAAAUUCUGGAGGAAAAAGAAAACCAACAAAGUCAGAAAACUUGUUACAUGGAAAAGUGUGAAUGCUCCUAAGGAAGAUGGUGGAUUAGGAUUCAGGGAUCUUCAGAUUUUUAAUAGGGCACUGCUAGCUAAGUCUGCAUGGAGGAUAUGCACUGAUCAAACCUCUAUCUGUUCUAAGUAUCCACAGGCAAAGUACUUCCCUAAUGGUGAUAUGUUUAAUCUCAAGAAAUGUUCUUCUACUACUUGGUCCUGGACUAGCAUUAGUUCUGAGCUAAAUUUUAUCCAAAAAUAUAGCAUUUGGAGUAUUAGUAAUGGUCAUUCUAUUCUCAUCUGGAAGCAUAAUUGGGUUCAAGGUCUUGAUGUUCCUCCAACUCCAAGAAUUGGUGCCAUAGAUGCUGAACAAUACAAGUAUGUUUUUCAUCUCUUCACUCCUGAUAAUAAGAGGUGGAAUUCUGCUUUAAUCCUAUCCCUCUUUGAAGACUCUACAAUGAGACUUAUUCUCUCCAUGAGUGUUUACCCUCAACAUGAAGAUAAAAUGGACAUCCUCCCAACUAGAGACAAGAUCACUUAUGCAAUACUGAACGGAGACUUUAGUUGCUCUUUCUGCUCUCAAAUGAAUGAAACAGCUACUCAUUAUAUUCUUGAGUGUUCAAUGGUGAAACCUGUUUGGUUUGGUACUCUGGGUAUUCAUGCUCCUACUAAUAUUAAUCUGAGAUGUGAUAAAAUAUUCAAAGACUCGAUAACAACUACAGAGAUCAGUAUUCAAAAAUACAGGAAGUAUAUCUCAUAUUAUGUUGAAAUAUCUCGUAAGAAACCUGUCAACAUACACAAGCAAACCAGAGUUAAUCUGCACUGGUCUCCUCCACCUCCAUAUGGAGAUUUUACCUUGAAUAUUGAUUGUUCUUAUUACAAUAAAUCUGGUGGCAUUGGUCUCAUUAUUCGUAAUUUUGCAGGUCAUCACGGAUCCAAGUGUAUCUACCUAGCUGACUCAUCUAGUCUGGAGCAUGCAGAGUGCAGUGGUCUUUGGGAGGAUGUUAAGUGGGUAAAAGAACUAGAACUGCAGGAGGUAUAUUUCGAACUGGACUCAAAGCUCGUGGUGGAUGCUGUCAACAAAGAAGAUUACAAUAUAAACUGGAGAUUUCAUAAUCUUAUUAAAGAUAUCAAGAACUUAUUUCAAUUUUUUUAA